Aspergillus candidus is the source of this 2177-nucleotide messenger RNA. Its product is annotated as RCC1/BLIP-II. NCBI's taxonomy places the organism in Eukaryota, Fungi, Ascomycota, Eurotiomycetes, Eurotiales, Aspergillaceae. Gene Ontology annotation, cellular component: cytoplasm. The transcript has 3 exons. Gene Ontology annotation, molecular function: guanyl-nucleotide exchange factor activity. Bases 206 to 1789 code for a protein of 527 amino acids. The record is from RefSeq and is a predicted model, not a curated record.
CCAUCAAUAAUAGUCAAUACUAAGGCAGGUCAAUCAAGUAAGCACCGCAUCUUCUCUCUCUUUUUUCAUCCUUUUCCCUUUACAUUCUCUUUCUCCCUUUUUUUUUUUUCUCUCCCUUUUUUCUUUCUCCAUCUUUUAUCUCUUGAACCUUUAUCAAUUCCUACUGUGUCCUAUUCUCAUCUAUCAACACAGUUAGUCAAACACAAUGCCCCCUAAGCGCCAAGCCACCGCUCCCAAGCGCAACGUCGGCAGGCCUGCUGCAGGCGCAGAGAAAGCACCAGCGCGCCGAUCAGCUCCUGCCAAAGCCCCAGAGAAGGAGAAGGAGAAAGUGACAACUGCGGGACGGAAGAGAAAGGCCGAGGCGAUUGUCGAUGAGCAGCCGGCUGAGAAGUCGACUCGCGGGCGCAAGAAGAAGAAGGACGUGGUCGAAAAGGAAAAGCCCAUUCUCACACACGCCCCGACCAAACGCCUUGAUGUCUACGUUUUCGGCUCCAACUGCUACGGCGAACUCGGCCUCGGAGACGCGACGAAGAAGGCCGAGAUUACCGGCCCCGUCCUCAACCCCAAGAUGCCUGCUGAUGGUCUCGGUCUGGUGCACAUUGUCUCGGGCGGUGUGCACUCCGCGGCGCUGACGCACGACAACCGCAUCAUGACCUGGGGCGUCAAUGACGAGGGUACCCUGGCGCGGGACACCAAGGAGGACAAGAAGUCGGUGGAGGCGCGCGAGGAUGAGAGCGAGGAUGAGGAUGAGGUUACGCAGAAUCUGAAGGAGGCUACCCCUGGGCAGGUCGACGCGUCGCUGUUCCCCGAGGGGACGGUGUUUACUCAGCUGGAGGCGACGGAUAGCGCGACGUUUGCUUUGACGCAGGAGGGUUUAGUGUAUGGUUGGGGGACUUUCCGAGGCAACAGUGGCAAGAUCGGCUUCUUCGAGCCCGACAAGAAGAUCCAGGAAAAGCCGGCCCUCAUUCCUGGCGUGGACAACGUGAUCAAGCUCGCAUCGGGCGCCCAACACAUGCUUGCCCUGACGGCGAGCGGGCUCGUCUACACCUGGGGCUGUGAGGAACAGUUCCAGCUCGGCCGCCGACUGCUCGGUCGCGUGACGAGCGCCAACCCGCUGCAGCCGGGCCUGUGCGCGCUGCCGACAAAGAUCGUGGAUAUCGGCGCCGGAUCGUACCACUCGUUCGCGGUGCGCCAGAACGGGGCCGUCUACGGGUGGGGGUCGAACAACUUUGGACAGACGGGCAUUGCCGCACGGGCAGGCGAGAGCGACGCGGUCGUGCAGUACCCGACGGAGGUGAAGCCGCUGCGCAAGCACGCCGCCGGCGCAGUGACGACCGUCGAGGGCGGCAAGGACCACAGCCUGGUGGUGACGGAGCAGGGCAAGUGUCUGAUCUGGGGCCGCAUCGACAACAAGGCGCUGGGGCUGGACCCGGCGACGAUGGCGGAGGAGGACGUCGUGCAGGACGACCUGGGCCGCGCGCGCAUCCUCAAGACGCCCACGCUGCUGCCGGGGAUCGAGGGCCAGAUUGUGUCCGUGGCGUCUGGACCGGACCACUCGUUCGCGAUCACCAAGGCCGGCCUCGCCUACAGCUGGGGCUUCAACACGAACUACCAGGCGGGCCAGCCGCACCGCGACGGCAACGAGGACGUCGAGCGACCCACCCUGCUGCAGAACAAGCACAUCACGGGGAAGAAGAUCCUCUUCGCGGCGACGGGUGGCCAGUUCGGCAUGUUAGCCGGUGAGCACGGCCAAGCGGUUGUCGACAGUCCGCAGACCAACGGUGCUUGAGUGGGGAGUUUCAAUAAAUACCAGGGAGGGGGGGUUUAAUGGGCGGUAGCAUCAACAUGUUGCAGUGAUGGAUGGAUGGAUAUGGAUGGAUAUGGGAUAAUGGGUGUACCAUAUGUAACACUAGUCUAAGCAUUGUUGAGAGCAAUAUCCAUCUGAUUUACUACAUCCUUCACAGCAGGAUCUACAUACUUUGUAUGCAUAAACGUGUUCUCCAUCCAUCCAUACACCACACCACACUGAUCGUCGGCCAGCGUCGGUACAUCCAUAGGCAGGAGAAGUUCAAUCAGGAAAGAGUGGCGACCAAACCCCCCCGUUACCAAGCGAAGCGCGUACGGCAUCGGAUUAAACAGGGAAGAGGUGCAUAAGUAGUCGCGCACAGGUCUCUUCC